Alexandromys fortis (reed vole) is the source of this 11591-nucleotide messenger RNA. It is a transcript of the gene Cdk6, whose product is annotated as cyclin dependent kinase 6. The transcript has 8 exons. Gene Ontology annotation, molecular function: cyclin-dependent protein serine/threonine kinase activity; cyclin binding; ATP binding. Gene Ontology annotation, biological process: regulation of G2/M transition of mitotic cell cycle; G1/S transition of mitotic cell cycle; cell dedifferentiation. The record is from RefSeq and is a predicted model, not a curated record. Gene Ontology annotation, cellular component: nucleus; cyclin-dependent protein kinase holoenzyme complex; cytoplasm. Lineage: Eukaryota; Metazoa; Chordata; Mammalia; Rodentia; Cricetidae. Bases 1289 to 2287 code for a protein of 332 amino acids.
GGCGAGCGGGGGAGGAGGGGUGCGGGGCAGGUAAAAUGCUGGCCCAGGGUUCCGGACACGCGGCUGUCGUGGGCCAAGGUCCAGCCUAGGCUGAGGCCACCGUGGGACGGGAAAGCUCGCUCGGUCUUCCUAAGAACUGAACGGGGAAGGGAGGCCCGACCUGUCGCGCGUGGGACCCGGCCUCCAGUCCCCGGGGAGCCGAGCGACCUUUUCAGCUACCGACCUCCAGGCGCUCGGGACACCGGGCGGAGGUUCUGCCGUCAUAACCCAGGGGCAGCCCCCUCUCACACCCGGGACUCCUACGUUAAUCCUCCACCCCCACCGUCGUAAGGGUGGUUGCACGGGUUGAGUCGACUGAAAACUUAAGGACCAGUCACGGUUAUCUUUCUAAGUCCCGAAAUUACUCUUUCAGGACUGGACGAGCGAAAGUGUGACGGACUUCCCUUCCAAACAGCCUUGGGAUCUCGGGAGGUUGAGGGGAGCACGACACUCCUCCCUUUCCAGGGCCCCUCGCUCUCCCACCCCUAGUAGCCCCAGCCCUCCCCUACCAGAUGGUCUGUCCUCUCUGAGUUUCCACCAGGGAGGUCCUUCGAGUCGGAGGCUGGCCGAAUUCUGGCUCCCCCUAAGAUUGCCAUACCCCAAAGACCAUUUGUGUAUGCGAGUCCUUUUUAAAUGUCUCUCGGUAGAAAAGCUGAAAGUAGAAAGAAAGGGAGCAAUUUCCGAGCAGAUGUCUGACCACCCCUACUCGCGUACUCCCAGCAUCGGGUUACAGGGUCCUGAAGCCCCAACCGCAGUCCUCUGCCCCACAAGGGUGAACCCCGGGCGCCCCGGAGUCGGGGAGGGCAGCGAGAACAACGGUAUAGGUAUAAAUAUUGAGCUGUGACAUUGACGCGCCCGGCGCCUCCCCUCCCCCGCGCUCCAGCACACUCUGGGCUGCUCGGCACGCCCCCUCCCGUCCCGCGCGGCGCUCAUCCCCGAGGGGCCCUGCAACCUCUCCUCGCGAAGACUGCACGAGCCCUGCUGGGCAAAAAAAAGUGCGGAGAUUGUGGGCAGACCAAGCGGUCGCUGCGGAGGGGGAAGAGGAGGGAUCGGCACUCUCCAGCGGCGGCGGCGCGCGACUCGGCUAGGCGGAGUUUCGCGGCGGCUGCGCCCGUCUUUGGCUCGCGGGCAAGGAGGGCGCCCUGUCCAGCCCGGCGACAGCGAGUCCGACUCCGGGCGUCCCCCAGGCGUCCAGACAGCAAGCGCACACUCAGGACCCUCUGUGCUGCACCGGCAGCGUCCAGCCAGCAUGGAGAAGGACAGCCUGAGCCGUGCGGACCAGCAGUAUGAGUGCGUGGCGGAGAUUGGCGAGGGCGCCUAUGGGAAGGUGUUCAAGGCCCGCGACCUGAAGAACGGCGGCCGCUUCGUGGCUCUGAAGCGCGUGCGGGUGCAGACCGGAGAGGAGGGCAUGCCGCUCUCCACCAUCCGCGAGGUGGCGGUGCUGAGGCACCUGGAGACCUUUGAGCACCCCAACGUGGUCAGGUUGUUUGAUGUGUGCACUGUGUCACGAACAGACAGAGAAACCAAACUUACACUAGUGUUUGAGCACGUUGAUCAAGACUUGACCACCUACUUGGAUAAAGUUCCAGAGCCUGGAGUGCCCACAGAAACCAUAAAGGAUAUGAUGUUUCAGCUUCUCCGAGGUCUGGACUUUCUUCAUUCUCACAGAGUAGUGCAUCGUGACCUAAAGCCACAGAAUAUCCUGGUGACCAGCAGUGGACAAAUCAAACUGGCUGACUUUGGCCUUGCCCGUAUCUAUAGUUUUCAAAUGGCCCUGACGUCAGUGAUCCCUUCGCUGUUACAGGUUGUUACACUGUGGUACCGAGCCCCAGAAGUCUUGCUCCAGUCCAGCUACGCCACGCCCGUGGAUCUCUGGAGUGUCGGCUGCAUAUUUGCAGAGAUGUUUCGCAGAAAGCCUCUUUUUCGUGGAAGUUCAGAUGUGGAUCAACUAGGAAAAAUCUUGGACGUGAUUGGACUCCCAGGAGAAGAAGACUGGCCCAAGGAUGUUGCUCUUCCCAGACAGGCUUUCCAAUCCAAAUCUGCCCAACCCAUCGAGAAAUUCGUGACAGAUAUUGACGAACUAGGCAAAGACCUACUUCUGAAAUGCUUGACGUUUAAUCCAGCGAAGAGAAUAUCCGCCUAUGGCGCCCUGAAUCACCCGUACUUCCAAGACCUGGAGAGGUACAAGGACAACCUGCACUCCCACCUGUCACCCAGCCAGACCACCUCAGAGCUGAACACAGCCUGAGGAUCGUGGGGGAUACCAUGAGCUGGUCAUCUAAACAUGUCGGUGGCUGACGAGUCCCCUGAGAAAGCCUUGCAGAGCAGUUGAAGAUGGCUGGCUGCGGGCCUUCCAGAUGCCAGCUUCUGGAUGGGCUCUGCUUCACCAAGGAGACCACCUAGUUUACUGUUCCAAAAUCAAUGCAAGAGCGAUUGCCGCUUUAUGUUCGUUCACCUGUUUGUUGUCUGUCUGUCUGAAGAACCUGGAAAACUUCCAGAUGAAGAGAAGCUGCUGACCCAUCGUGCUGCCGUUUCCUUUUCUAACCUUGAGUGCUGCCCACUGUGGGAUGGUAGUCUAGGUCCGGCUGAGUCAUGACAUCAUCUCUGCAGCUGCUGGGCCUGCUUUGGUACGAGAGAGAGAGAGAGAGAGAGAGAGAGAGAGAGAGAGAGAGAGAGAGAGNGAGAGAGAGAGAGAGAGAGAGAGAGAGAGAGAGAGAGAGAGAGAGACUGAGAGAGAGAGAGAGACUGAGAGAGAGAGAGAGACUGAGAGAGAGAGAGGUUCCUGAUCUUGUAAAGUGUUAACUUUUUGUAGACAACAAGAAUAAUUGAAUUUUAGAGACUAAGGUGAGGGCUUAGUACAAUGAAGGUGAUUGAGCAGUGUGUUUCUCUCCAGUUAGAAAGGUGAGCCUAUGUCCUCAGCAUUUCCUUUCUGUCCAAAAGCUUUUGCUAGCUGCAAACGAUAAAGUUUUGGACACCACAUAAACAAGAAAGUAAAAGGGAGGGGAAACCCGGUAUCUCUAAAGAGACUUUUUCUAAGCAUGCAUUCUUCUGUUUGCUCUUUGGAAAGCUGAAUGUAUUUGUCCUAAGUCCUGUGUAUAGCACAGUACCUAAUUCUUCUCUGGGGAAAGGCCCUAUACGCAUUUUAUUACUUGCAAUAGAUUUAGGGACUGUUCUUCAAAUAGGUUUUAAAGAUAAAGAAAGCCUAUAUUUCCUGGUUUGAAAUGUUAUUUCCUUUGCAUUUCUUGUUAUUUAGUUUUUUGUUUUAGAGAGUUGCUCCUUUCUCUGAUUUGGAGAUGGUUCUGACUAGAGACAGGAAUGCCAUGAGGUUCUCUCCACCUUACCUUCCACCCCAUACUUUCUGCCGUGCAUUUGCCUCGUUCUGAUUUGUCUGUACAGUGCCCACCUUCUCCAUCGCCAGCACGUCUAACACAUGUUCCUACCAUGCCUAGCUGAGGACGGAUUGCCUAGCUGCCCGCUACACCACACCUCUGCCUGCCCACUGUCUUUCACUGAAUGCUUUGCUACCAGCCUUGUUUGCGGCUCAUGGCCCCAAUUCUGCAAUCCUAAUAGGUUCCUCCUACAUCUUCUUAGUGUGGUCUUCCCACCUGCUGUCACUGGGGUCACUUGUUCAGUGUGUCACCACCAUGUAGAUUGCUUUUCAUUUUUAUAGAGUGGAUUGUGGAUGAAAUGUCUGAGGGGAUGGGUGUCUCUCCCCCUUUUAGAGAAACUGUUUACUUUCUCUCCAUCCCCUGGAUGUGCUGUUUUCUGGUGCCUUGUGCUUUCUGUAGAGCCAGCCUGGCCGGGGCUUCAUAAACAACUUUCCCUUACUGUCCGCUGUCCGUCCUCUAUGUUCCGUGCCACUUUUGCCUUAUCCACAGGUUUAGUGCACUGGUAAUUAGAAAGCACAGAAAGCAGCUUUGGGGAAAUUUAGCUGUCUUUUAAUCAUGUUUGGAGUGCAUGUAAGUAGAAACUAGAUCAUGUUUCAGCAUACUUGGACAGAAUGACCGAUGUCAGAUUCAGAUGGUGUAUUCUGAAGCCUUACUGAGUUUUUUUGCAGCUGAAUAAUGCUUGUGAUUAUCUUGGAUAGAGGUGAGUUAGGUGCCCUUCCUAUGAGCUUUGGGGGCUGGGAGUCAGUCUUUUCCCUUUUUAAUACAUGUAUUACAUUCUUCUGAUUCACUUUCUUUAGAAACAAGUUUUUUUUUUCAAAAGCAAGAUUUAAAAAAAAAAAACUAGGCUGUGUGAAUGUCCUGCGUAUCAUCAUUAUAGCCCUGGGAUGUGUCGUGAGUGCCGUCAAAGCUCGAGACAGGCUCGGAGCAGCCAGCAGGUCUACCCUAAGUCUCACCAGAGCAGUGGGUUCUGCUUUGCCUUGAGCAAGGCUCAAAAUGUAGGCUUUUGCUGGGGCCUAGAAAUUGAAUAUAAAACUCACUUCACCAUGGCCUACUCCAUUUUGGAUUAGCAUCCAUGUGAUAAAGUGAAAACAAUUUUGAGGGUUUUGCUUUUGGAAAAAAAAUAGUGUCUCCCCCAAAUUGCUUUAUUUGAGGAAAAUACAGCUGUCUUAAACUGGAAUCUUUUAGUAUUCUGCAGAAUUUUUAAGGUAUAGUAUUCAACUUCAUUAUUGUCAUCUGUUUGGGGCUUAUUUCUAAGUAGGUUUUGGAGGGAUUGUUGUUUUCGGGGGGGGGGUUGAUUUUGUUUUGUUUUGUUUGUUUUUUGAAGCGGGGCUUUUCUGUGUAACAGUCCUGGCUGUCCUGGAACUAGCUCUUCUAAACCAGCCUGCCCUCAAACUCGCAGAGAUCCUCCUGCCUCUGCCUCCUGAGUGCUGGCACUAAAGGUGUGUGCCACCACCGACCUGCUUUAAGUAGUAUUUUAAGUCACAAAUAUUUUGGUAUUAGAAACUUGGCAUAUUGUGCCAGAAUGAUCCAGAAAGGACAUCCCUGCCUCUCUGGACCUCAUCUCUGCCCCAGCUCUUCAUUCGUGCAGUUCUCUGGGUGUCGGGAACCUUGCCAUCCCGGCCCUUAGUAGUACAUGGAAGCAUAAGGUGGAAUAAAGGCUCAGUGAGCAGGGCUCACCCUGGGGCCUAUGGAUUCAACACCUUUGUCACUAACGAAGACCUUCUGCCCCAGGGUUCUGCUGAAACAGCUCUUAGUGGUCAGAAACAGGUUUGAAAUUACUGUAGAAAUAGUGGAAGAAUGUGCCUAACCACUUCUCUUCAGGGUUUGGUCCUGGGCCCUGGCAUUGCAAGACUGUCUGGAGUUGUAACAUCCUCUUCAGAAACAAGAGGGGAGAUUUUCCAAGUAGUCCCCAUGAGCUCCCAAGCUAUCUUGUGAGGAGUCCUGACCGCCCCGCCACCCUGAGACACACAGUCUGUGAGCACCCAGUGGGCUGCAGCAUCCCACUUUGUCCCUCUUUGAAGAAGAUGGGCACUCAAGCAGCGGAGAAACUGUCCCCUGCUUCUCACGAUUUCCUCUCAGAACACCCCCUGAAUAGUAGAUUUGAAUUUAGUCUCAGGUGAUUUACUUCAAAUAGCCCAGAAGUCCUCACUUAAAAACCGAAUUUCCACGUGGUCAUUUUUAGUGAAAAAAAAAAUCUAGGAUACCUUCUGGGUGUUGCCAUGAACUACUUCUCUUUGAAUAGAAAGGUGUGCAGAUGGCUCCGCAAUGGAAUGCUGGUCAGCUAGUGUGAGAAAGUCAAUAGGACCAAACACUUUGAGCUUUAACGUAUGUCCUGAAACUGUUUUCUAAAGACUUUUAUUUGUGUGUGUGUGCCACUGUGAGUAUGCCAAGCAUGUUGCCGGUGCCCUGGAGUCCAGGAGAGAGUGUCGGAUCCCCUGGAGUUGGAAUCUCGCUGACAUGGGUGCUGGGAACUGAACUCUGGUCUUCAGCAAAGUCAGGAAAGAGCAGGACUCGAUUUUAAGCUCUGCAGCUCCUGUGCAGUUAUUUUUUAAGGGACCAUAGCUGCUUCUAUUAAGAGCUAUGCCUACUAAAGGCAGUUACAGCCAUUCUCAUUAAGGGAGUUAAAUCAUGUAAAUGUUUGAGAACCACACUUUUGUUGCACAGCUGAGUUGAGCAGAUAGCACUAAGUCCCUGUAAUAGUGAGCACAUAUUGAUAGCCUACAGAAGAACGCACACUUUACAUUGUAGCAUGAAAAUGAAGAUACUAUAUGACUUCUGAAUCUUUAAAAAGUAUGGAAUAGUGGGAACCAACACAGCAUAUUCAAAGGGUAUUUCCAAAUUUACAGACUUUUUGAAUAAUACACUUUUGCCUUUAAGUAUAUUCUAAAAAAAUUUUUUUAGGUCAUCCAGCACUUACAGACUUGGUAUGUCAACAAAACACAUUCUGUGGAGACACACAGAAUGGUUGGUGUUCCUUCCUCGUUUUAUAGGAAGAAAGCAGCCACCUGAAGCUAUACUCAAAAUAUAUAUACAUGCCUGAGAACAGGCACUAUAAAAAAUGAAAAUUUGAAUGGCAUUUACCUCCUCUUCAAGUGAGAAUAGACAACUUAAAAGCCUUAUUCAAAAAUCCUCCUUUGUUUCGGGGGUAAGUCUUCUUGUAGAAGCCGGGCAGACGUGCUGCCUACAGCCUCCUGCCUCUUCCAAGCACUGGAUUGCACAUCUCAGUCAUAUCCAGUUUGGUCUGGCUUUUUGUUUUGUUGUUUUUUAAGGACAUAAGCCAAAGCUAUUCUUUUGCCCUACUGUUUUCUGAAAGAGAGGGGUUUAAAAUUUUUUGUUUGUUUGUUUUGUUUUGUUUUGUUUUUAUUCAAGACAAGAUUUGUGUAGCGCUGGCUGUCCUGGAACUAUAUUUGUAGUUCCAGGCCUUUAACUCACAGAGGUUCACCUGCCUUUGUCUCUCUUAGGCUGAGAUUAAAGGCAUGUGCUGCCACCCAUAUUCAGUUUUUAACUGUUUCUCUCAGUUUGCUUUUUUGAAUUUUUCUAAUGAAGUACUGAAUUGCCUUCUCCAGAUAUUUUCCCCAGGAUUUUCAACAAGGUAAAUCUAACUCGCUGCUAGAAUAUCUAUGCCUCUGUGACACCCGAGAAAACAGCCACCUGAGAAUAAAUUGCUUUUGCUCAAAAGUUUAGAAAUACGGUUACAACAAUUCAAAAUGAAAAUGGCAAGGAUGAAAGGUAAUUUAGAGUUGGUUUGGUUUGGGGGCAGAAGUCUAUUAAAAUUCACGGUCCCCUAAGAUUUAAGUGGGGUUUGUUGUUGCUGUGCCUGAUGACCUUCCACAAGGUGGCAGUCUCAGAAAAAUCUGACCAAGGCUAAAGAGAUGCUCUAAAAAUAUUACUGCAGACUGUUUCCCCCACAUCUUUAACUGUCAUCUCGCAUGUUUCUUCGGGUAACUAACAUCUUCAUAAUAUUCCACAGCUUACACAUCUGCUUGUUAGCUAGCUUCUGAGUAACUAACAUCUUCAUAAUAUUCCACAGCUUACACGUCUGCUUGUUAGCUAGUUUCUGAGUAACCAAAUUAUGCUUGAGGAUGAUAUUUUUAAGAGAUGAAGGAUGCCUUUACGGUUACUUAGGGGACCCCAGUUGCCUGUAGUUCUAGGGUGUCCAGCUGCUUCACAGAUGAAGCCAACCCCCAUCUGUAAAGAGGCUAGCUUUGUUAGGGCUCCAGUCAGGACGCCACCCCUUCACCCUCCAUGGCCCUUUGACAGUGAUUCACUUCUAAACCCAAGUGAACGAGAUAAGUGCAUCAGUGUUUGAGCCCACACGACUUUCCCUAGAGAACUGCAAUGCUGAACCAGCUCUAAAGGUAGCAGAAGAACUGCUAGUUUCACACUCUGGUAUGAACCGUAAUUAUAAAGCCCUAAAUUCUGUGUUUGUAUAUAUGUGAACAUAGCAACUCAGGAAGACUUUGGCUUUUCCACUAUCAAUGUAUUAUACUACAUUUUGAAUUCACAUUUCUGCUCAAAGACCCAUCCAUCCCCCUUGAACCAAUCAUGACUCCGUGCAGAGGGUGUGAACAGAUAGGGUAUUGUGGUUUCUCUGGCACACCAGGACCAAAAGCAGUUUAUUCCUUCUGAGUGUUACACACACACACCACCUGUUUGACGUCACUCCAGAGUGGCAGACAGGCAAGCCUCAGUUCUUUACACUGAAUCAAAGUGCUAGGCCGAGCAGGCACUGCCCAGGCCCUAAGAAAAGUUUGGCUCUCUCCACCUGUCUGCGUUCUGCAGUCAUUCUGACGCUCCUGAACCUGGAGCCCACAAGGCAGAGUGACGAAGCAGCCGAGCCAGACCCUGAAGAUGUUAUAUGGGGGAGGAGCAGUGCUCCGCUGCCUUCUGUUGUGCCAUCUUAGGAAGCAAGGUGCCCUAGGAACAUAUGGCUGGCCUCUGGGCAUCAGUAAUGACAACCGAGUUUACUCGCUAGCUCAGGAGUAAAGAUGCCCAGGAUGCUGCACUGCAAGCCCUGGACCAGGCGCCUCACACUCAGAGUUUGUCUUUUUGGCUUAUUGGUUUUGGAUAUAUAAUUACAGAGGAAAUGUUUAUUUUUCUGUUUUCUCUCUUGCUACACACAUGGUGGCAAAAAGUUAUUUCUGGAAAUAAUUUCAUUUUGAAAAAUUGCUUUCUACUUCAUUUGGCAAAAGUGUACAGGUCUUUAGUUCCCCAUUUCUUCUCUCUCUCUUCUUCAGUGUGCAGAUUAUCUCUCGAACAGAAAGAGGGUUACCUCUGUAGAGGAAGCUUUUGUGUGAAGUGUUGAGUCACACAAGUAAUUCCUUUAGACUGUCAGCUGGGGGGGUCUUUUUUGCUUUGUUUUCGGGGGACACAUAGCCACACCUACAUCUAGCCCGGAUUGAACACAGUUCUGUAACUCCUAACUCAGGUAGGGUUUAGUGACAUUCUGUUGAUGAGCUAAGGCUAAGGGGCCCUCUACCCAUACUUGAUGUUUUUAGUCUUCAGGUCUAUAAAAUGCAGCAAUAUGUAUUAGCAAUAUUUCUGUGGUCACCAGCAUGUCUGAGUUUGACCUUAAGUCUCUGAAUAAUUAGAUUGUUUCUUGACACCCCACCCCUGCCAAAUCAUGUAUCUUUUCACUCUGGUCCUGUUUGUAGCAGUAUAUUCAUGUGUAUUUCAGCUCUUGUCCUCAUUAUUUUCCUAUGAACAGUAAUAGAUGUAUUAGUACACAGAAUUAAUAGUGUACUAGGAACAGCACUUAGCAGAUGGGGAAUUUUUUUAUCAAGUUCCACAUUUACAUAAGUUAUUUCUAUUAUUAUUCAUGCAUAUUAUUUAUUUCUAAACCACACCAGUCCUGUGAAAGCACAAGUAACGGCAGAUACUAAUGCUCAUUAUCAUGGUCUUGAUGGAGUGAAGGAAACAAAGUUACAGUGAUACCCCGGAUAAGCUGCAUGAGUUUAGCAUGAUUAAAAUUUCAGUUGGUUAGGGGUAGUACUUUUGGUGUCUAGGCGUCUUAUGUUAAAAGAGGCAAAGCCACAGACUUGUAGCUGUUGCUUCUGGCAGAUGUGUGUGUUUAGUGUAGUGUAGGAAUAAUUACGGGAAGUAGUAAGGUAGAGAAGCAUGUAGGGACUGUCAGGUGGCCAGCAAAGUGGAUGCCAUGCAUCUGGGUGCUGCUUCCUGACUGGUUCUACGAAACAAAGCCUCUCUAAGCAAUCCUGUGCCCUUGUAGGUGUCCUGUGGAGCAGUGAGGACAGGUGGUACUGUGGAGAAGGGAGCAGUGGGCGGGGGGGGGGGGGGUCUGUAGAACCAGAAUGCCAGUUUAUGGCAGGCGACUUUGCUGUAUAUGGGAGCAGUCCACCUUAGGGUCGCAUGUUAUCUGGGAUCUUAACAACCAGACAUCCCCAACAACUCAAAAGCCUGUUGUGUUUCUGCUGUUUCUGGUCUUAGCUGAAGGUUACUGGGCAAGUGUUUGCUAAAGAAGAGCAGUGUGUGUUAGGGCACAGUGCCGCGUCCCAGAGUGCUUGUUAGCAACAGGGACUGUUACAGGGUUGUCCUCUUUUAAAUGUAGAGGGUGUGUUCUCUUUGUAUUCCCAUACAGACUAGUUAAAACUUGCUUCUAGGGUUUAGCCAAGCCAUUGUACACCACAAGCUGCUUUUUGUUUGACUUAGAAUAGAAAUGUUUAAAGGUAAAAAGAAAACUCCAUUUGGACAUCGGGCUCAUUGUUUUCUGGACUGAAUUGUAGAAGUCCCACACAUUAGAUGCUAAUCUAGGCUGUGGAAGCCAGCCCCAGACGUCCAGGGCCCCCACACUGUACAUCCAACCCCUGAAUCUUAUCCUCCCUUCCUGGAGGUGCUCAUACCACCACCCUGACUUGUCCCUUUGAUGCUCCCCGCCUCCUUGGCUGAGUUCUGGGCAUCAAGCACGUGAUGGGUGAUACUUUGAGCACCAAGUAUGCUUGCCUAGGCCUGGCUACCACCACCCCCACUUUGCCUUUGGUUGGCCAUAGUCAUCAAGAGAUAAUACCUGAUGCCAGGCACAGACUGUACUCAUGAUGUCAGUCAUAAAUGCCCCCUAGUGUUUUUCUGUGCAUCCUGAUCUUUAAAUCCAGUCAUGAUGCAGAGUGUUCAUUGUUGGCUGUGGUCCCAGGUGAAAAACAUUCCAGGCUGCUCGACGCUGUCCAACUGUCGGCUCUGCUCAUAAUGUGUUUCAUCAGACUUGAAACUCAUUCUACUGUUUUGAUUUCACGGUGCAGACAUCAGGGUGCACAUUCUCUCAAGGUGCAUAACUAUUCUCAUUCUGUUUGCGCAUAUCGCUAUAGAAUGCUCUGUUUUGGUGCUUUGGGUUCAGCAGGUCAAAGAAGCAGUAUCACUACCUAGGACACAAUCUUGGAGGCACUGGGCAGGAGUCUUGGUGUUGAUGUUGCCUCUGCUCUUUGUGCCCACUAGAUGAGGUUAGCAGGGGCCUUUCUUUGAGUGGUCUGUGAAAUGCGGUGUACACUCAAGGGUGAGUGUGGCACAUCCUCUCUGGCUGCCCUGCCUAUCCACGUUACUAGUCCUCAGGAAAAUGACCCUAGGGUAUAUAGAUAGCAAACAGAUGGAUGGGCCAAUAGACCUAUGUCACUCUAAUGACAUGCACCCCCUCCACAUGAAACCCUCCCGAGGAGAAGCAUGAAGGACAUCUCUGAAAGUAGUGGUCAGUUUAUCCAAGCCCUUCGCACUUAGAAGAGUGGGAAAGUGGGAUGUGUGCUGUGUCUGUGCCAUCCAAAGACCACAACCUCUGUGGAAUCUCCCAUCUCUACAAGUCUCUUUCUGAGAACAGCGUGGUACGGACGGGGUGGGAGUUUCCAGGCGAAGUAGCGCUGCAGCCCUCACUCUGUUGAUGGGAGAGGAAAUGGGCAGGAAAUCGAGGGUUACAGAUCAUUACUCCUUUGGAAACUGGAUUUCUUACUGGGUGCUAGACUGCAAAUUUGGUAUUUAUUGUCAGGUAACUGAAUUCAUUGCUUUUCAAAACCGUUGUUCAAAUGCCACUGUCCAUUGGAAUCACCUGUGUGCCCGCUGAAUUGGUUGACGCCAAACCAGAAACUGGUUUGUACAUUUGUCACACCUUUUGUAUUUCUUAAAAUAAAAACGGUAGUUCCACACUCCUUCCUUAGAGGUGCAUUGCUA